Conger conger (European conger) is the source of this 2684-nucleotide messenger RNA. Its product is annotated as tectonic-1-like. Gene Ontology annotation, biological process: cilium assembly; protein localization to ciliary transition zone. The coding region runs from base 215 to 2164 and encodes 649 amino acids. The record is from RefSeq and is a predicted model, not a curated record. Gene Ontology annotation, cellular component: MKS complex. The transcript is spliced from 14 exons. Lineage: Eukaryota; Metazoa; Chordata; Actinopteri; Anguilliformes; Congridae.
UUUAUAUUUUCUUCCGUAACAAGUAUUACAUUAGAUUUGUUUUCCCCUCAUGUGUAACUUAAUUGAUACAAAAUGUAAAUAUGUUUUAACGUAAGCCAAAUCAUUUGGGUUAUAAAAUAAUGAUAAAAUACGCGGUAAUGGAUUAUUCUAUUUUCCUUCCCGUGAUGCCUGGCUGGAUUCCUGGUUACAGUAAACUCAGUUGUUACUAGGGGCGAUGGACGUGGUGCUGUGGAUAUGCGUUUUAUGGAGUUUUGAAAAUGCUAUCUUAAGCGCGAAUGCACAGACAACCUAUUCUAAUCUAACAACUGUGAGCAACGAUGAAUCAGCCACUGUCAUACCUACGAUAUUUAACAGCACAACGCCCGAGGAUACAUCAAACACUUCUUUGCCAGAGUCAACUGAACCUUCGUUCAACGCAUCAACCACAGACAACCCUGGAAGAACUGAACCGACGGAGACAGUCACUGAAAAUUUUACGAGCACAGAAGUGUCACUCGAGACAACCGCCAUAGCAACGCAACCCACUCCUACAAUUUCUGGGUCCCAACCUUUGCCAAUCUCUGGUUCCCUUCCUCCUCCUGUUACGGACGUUUCCCGUCUCUGCCCGUGCAAUUUGCAGGAGGGUAGAUGUGACGUCAACUGCUGCUGUGACCAGGACUGCGUCUGGGACUUCAAACUCUUCACUGAGUGCACAAUGGAAAAGCUCGUUGCGAACACACAGUUGUGCUCCCAGGACACAGCAAGGUACUCGCUCAGCACUGCUGCAGACGGCUCUGCGGAGGUACAGGCCUCCCUCACACAAGAAGUCAGCUCCGAUGUCUUCUGCAUAUACACAGCCAACUACGGGGCGGGGCUUUCCUUCGCCCCACCUGAGGUGCCCACGGACGGGAACUUCGACAAUCUCUUCAAGCGCUUCGUAGGGUACUUCUUUGACUCCACGGGGAACAUCGGAGUACCGAAUGAGCAGGACCCCCAAAACUUAGCUGGGUACAAGUACGGUGAUGUCAUUCAGACCCAGAACGAUAUGGGGGAGAGAGGGUUUCUACGCCUGCCGACGCCCGCUGGCUCCGCCCAAUGCACAGACGCAAACCCAGCUGCGUUCCUACAGGACCAGACCUCCCGGUGUGUGCGGUCCUUCCGCUUGGAGCAGGACUGUGAAACCCUGCCGUCCUUGAACCUGCAGACUUACACCAGCUUCCGCGUCCUGUCUGGGAAAACAGAGAACAGAACUCUGCUGGAAGUGGACCUGUCCUCCGUGACCCUGCAGUCGCUGGGCGGGGCGCGUGUCCGUGUGGACCCAGCCGACCAGCUGCAGUUUGGGCCGGCUCUGCUGGAGGCUGGAGAAGGAGCGGUCUGCAACAAUGUGGUGCUCCAGGUCAGUUAUCGUGUGACGUACGGCGAGGCGGGAGAGAUCACAGGCGUGGCCACCUCUGCAGUGCUGGGGGCCGUGAACCGGAACAUUCUGCCCAUACUGCAGGAGUUCACCGUCACAUUCCUGCAGGACACAGAGCCCAGAGAACUCCCCUCCAGUGGAAACCCAGGCUAUGUAGUUGGGCUCCCUCUGGUGGCCGGAACAAGAACAGCAGAGGGUGUGGUCCGGAGUGCAGACAGGAACGGGGGCCUGACCCUCUUGCAGAGCCUCAGCGCCGAGCAGGGCUGCCUGGGGGCCACAGUUCUACGCACCCCUGUCCAAUUUGGGGUCAAUGUUGCCUCUGGAUGCACCCUGAGGCUAGUGGAGGCUGCUAACUGCUCGCUGGUGUCUGAGUUGAUCCUGGGGGUACUCAGGGGACCAGACUUCCCAAAGUUUGUAGCCUCUUUUGGGAACUCUCCUGCUAGCGCGGUCUUAGACUGGGUGCCAAUAAAGAACCGAACCUCGUCUACAUCGGAUGCUGAGAGCUGCCGUAUACCUCUGUCUCUGGACUUGGAAGUAAAAUGGACCAAAUACGGAUCCCUGGUGAACCCCCAGGCACAGAUAGUGAGCGUGACAGAAGUGAUCCAGACCAACAGCAGCAGCCUGGCCUCCCUCUUGGGUGGAAGUGACGUGCUGCUCAUCUCCACGUCCGUCACCUUCAUCGACGUGUCGGCCUCCGCACAGCCCGGGUACAGAGCUGCACCCACCAUCGACGCCAAGCUGCCCUACGACUUCUUCUUCCCCUUCGUCUAAGGCCGGGGCGGCCCUGUGGACUCACCACACCGAUAGCAGGGUGGGGCGGCCCUGUGACUCAGGGGCAGGAUGGCUCUGCCUCUUCCUCUCCGUGGGACCUAAACGUAUGGUUUACUUCCUGAAAAGUCUGCUCCAUUUAACAACUUUCUCACGGUUUGCAUUCAGGAACACAUCAUAUACUAAUACAAGUGAGCAGUAUGUUUAGUAGACCAGACAUAUUUUGAGGCUACAGUAUUUAGGAAGCUGUACAGGACAUCGUCUCAUUAGUACAGUAUGGCCUGAGUCACCAUCCACACAGAUGCAGGUGUUCCCCUGCUAUAGGUACACAUCCGCGCCCAGUGUUCUCUUUGGACUUCACAUGCACUAUUUGCUGAGGUACUCUUUUUAUGUAUGUUUUUUAUGUAUAUGUCAAAUUUGUACUUUCAUCUGUUAAUUUAUUCACAUUGUAUAGCUAUCAUUUUGUUAGACUGUUUUGAUACUACUUUAAUAAAAGAUUUAGUUUUAUAAAUUAUACAUACAA